Molecule: messenger RNA, 956 nt
Organism: Mytilinidion resinicola
Lineage: Eukaryota; Fungi; Ascomycota; Dothideomycetes; Mytilinidiales; Mytilinidiaceae
Exons: 2
Coding region: 124-783 (219 amino acids)
Source: RefSeq, a predicted model, not a curated record
GAUUCGCAGGCGAGGGAAGGAACGUUGUAGGAACGGUAGUGAAACCGGGCCCGCAACAGGUGUCAAAAGCCACAUAUUCAAAGGCGGUUUGGUAUUUCCAAGUUGCAUGUACUUGAUAUAAAGAUGCCCUUAGAAAGUCAAACGCUUUUUUACCAAUCACUCUCAAUCUCUCUUGUUAUAGUUUUCCUGAGUCCUCAUCCACGCGACAGUAUGCUACUUUUAACGAAUCAUAUUGCGGUGUUCCUGCUCUGCGUAAACGUAGUUUUGGGUAAUCCGGUCUACAUCUUGCCCAAGGGAACUCCAACCACAAAUUAUGGUCAAUUACCGACUGGAUCGGCACUCUUCUCCUCGUUUACCGGCGUUAGACCAAGUAGGACUACAACCGCCCUGGUGGGCAUGUUCACAUCCGAUAUUGAGCCCUGUCUUCCUCGAUCUAGCGAGCUUACAUCUUCCACGCCUACCGUAGCCAUUUCAACGCUGCGUAUGACGCUGACGACGCCGAAAUUGGAGACGGCAGCCACGUCCUCAUUUUCUGGAAACUCGUCCAUCUUCUGUGGCACCGGAAUGGCCACAUAUGGCACUGGAAUCGCUCCUUUGUGCACUGCGACGGCUCCCUCUGGCCCUAGAACGGCUUCCCUUCGCACUGAAACGGCUUCUUUUCCUCCUAUAAUAGCUCCAGUUGCAUAUUCCAGAGCACUGGGUCCAACAAACCCGACUGCGGUUCAAGAUCGUCAGCAUCUAGCACAUCGGCUCCAACGCUCAGCCUUCAGCUGGGCUACGUAACCUCAUCGACUACUACCUCUGGGCCUUCGCCUACUGCGAGUAAAACGGGCAAAUGCGACAUGUACUUCUUCCAAUCGCGCCACACACUUCAAAGGAGUGAGCUAUCAGAAAUUCUCGGAAUACAGAUGUCCCGGCCCUUCGACCCAAAGUCUACUGAUCGUAGCUGGAGCUAC